This is a messenger RNA of Microdochium trichocladiopsis, 843 nucleotides long. RefSeq lists its product as uncharacterized. NCBI's taxonomy places the organism in Eukaryota, Fungi, Ascomycota, Sordariomycetes, Xylariales, Microdochiaceae. The record is from RefSeq and is a predicted model, not a curated record. The transcript is spliced from 2 exons. The coding region runs from base 98 to 532 and encodes 144 amino acids.
CCCCAACGUCCAGCCAGUGCUUGUGCCAGCUGUGUCUGCAUCGGCCAGUUCGCGGUCGUUGGCUCCGCAACUCUAUGCGGCAGUCACCUGUCUCUCUAUGCCAUCUCUGUUUCCUUCAACAGAUAUUCCACCAUUCCUCCGCCACAUCAACCGAUGUCUCGUUCCUGGUGGUUCUCUGCAUCUGACACUGAUCGAUCCGCAGCCAAUCAGCUCAAAGACAGGACCAAAGCCAAGCGGCACCUUCCCUGCCUGGCUGGCAGUCGGACGGUUGAGAGGUAAGGGAAGCUCUAUUGCCACAGUCAGUGUUCCAGCCGUGCCCCAGUCCAUCAGGCACGAAGAGGAAGGCCACCUCGUGACUGUAAAGGAAGAGCUGCGGUGUCUGACGGCACGAAUGCUGUGGCAAGAUGUCUGGGGCCCAUUCGUCAAGGCCGAAAGAUGGUGGUGGGACGAUCAUGCGAUUGUGCAAGAGUGUGUCGAGUUCGGCACUCGAUGGGAGUACUCACAUAUCAUCGCGGUCAAGGAGACGCGUUGAGUUGUAGAACAAUGUAGUGACUGUUGACACAGAGCACGGCUAGGCAGCAAGCGUGCCUCCAGAACCCCACAGGCCGUGGCGUAAGUCCUGUUCACGCAAACAGGAUCCAGUCUCGGUUCACAGCACUGCGGUCGGAGAUGUCAUGUCGGUUUCCAUAUAAGCGGAGCAGUUCGAGCCUGUAAAGCUCGAUGGAUUGUGGUAAGAGAAUAUCCGGGGGCGGGUGUGGACAUAGGCUCAAUCCCUCGUGGUGCAGGCAUUUUCGUUAGAUCUGACAGGCCAGAAUCCGGUCCUGGGCGGCGGGUUCCAUGAGA